Molecule: messenger RNA, 1734 nt
Organism: Styela clava
Lineage: Eukaryota; Metazoa; Chordata; Ascidiacea; Stolidobranchia; Styelidae
Source: RefSeq, a predicted model, not a curated record
AUUCCAGAGAGGAUAGGAAACAUUGGUUUCGCUUUUCUAGUAAUUCCUUCAAUGAAAAACAUCUGAAGUAUUAUGUGUUAUUAUGUAUUUAGAAUCAUGCAAAAUAUUACAAGAAAUUAAUUGUCCCCUCAUUGCGGACUACCCCCUCAUUGCGGUUUAUAUAUAUAUAGCCUUUUUUGUGAUUGAUCAGUUGGACAUCAGCGGAUAUAGAGUCGUAUAUUCGACAACCAAUGUAAUGAUUAUUCAUUUAAUGGUGAUAUGGCUAUAUGUUUUUUUGGUAUUGGUGGAGAGCAUAGAGAUCAGAAAUGAAGGUGAUUUGCGCAGGAAUGUCCAAAUGCGGAACAAAGUCGAUGCAUGUUGCGUUGGAAGAACUGGGGUAUACAGUAUGUGACUUUCCCGACGCGUUUGUUCACUUUGUCAAGAAUUAUAUGACAUUCGCCAACAAAGGUUGGAAUUCUGAUGAAUUUAGAUCAAUGUAUGAAGAUUUCGAUGCGUGUGUGGCCAGUCCGGCAUAUUAUUUUUGGGAGGAAUUGGUGGAGGUGUUCCCAGAAGCAAAGGUUAUAUUGAUGGUGAGAGACAGUGAUGAAAUUUGGUACAAAAGUAUAAGGAAACAAAGGAUUGUUGGCACUGGCAAUGGAUUGCAUCGCUACUAUUAUCCCCUUUUUUCGACGAUUUGGAGAAAAUUUGCUGCAUAUUUGAAUAAUCCGUGUCUUAUCGCUUUUGGACAUAAAACAACCGGCAUAUUCAAUUUUCCCACGAAUCACACACCAGCAGCACUGCCUUUCAAGUUAGCUUAUAGAAAACAUAUUGCUCAUGUCACUCAUAGCUGUCCAAAAGAUAGACUUCUAAUAAUUCAAUGCAAAAGUGAUUGGAAACCGUUAUGUGAAUUUCUUGAUAAACCUAUACCAACAAAACCAUAUCCGUGGAUAAACAAGGAUGGUGAACUGGCGAAUAUACUGUGGAAAAUGCCUUUUUUAAAGCAAGCUCGAAGAGAAAUGUUAACAAAUGUCACUAUAUUAUCAGCUGGAAUUCUGUUGUUGGGAAUAUAUUUAGUAAGGAUUAAAUGAAUGACAUGCUUUAUUUUUUGCGAACAUUUGUUGGCGUGUUUAGCUUAAAUCAAUACAUAAACUUGAUCGUUGAUCUUUGACGCACAUACAGGAAUUAUUCAGACUCCACUAUAUUCAUUCUAAAUCUUUUCCCAAAAUUGUCUGUAAAGCAUAAGUCAUGUUUGCAGUGGGUCAUAAAACAGAAUACAUUUAAUUAUCAGUUCAUUUCUAAAAAUUCAAAUUGGAAAAUCUUACACUGGUACAUGACCAUUCUGCAUUAUUAUAUUUCAUAUAUUUUAGUAUUUUGAUUGUUUUAUAAUAUAUAUAAUCCCAAAACAAUAUAAAAUAUACAAAUAUAUUUUGUGUGUUAUAUAUCCUAAUUCAAGUAGUUUUAAGUGAUACAAAAUAACGAUUAUCUGAUACAGAAUUUUCUCACAAGGGAUCUUUGCCCAGACUAACGAACUUAGGUUAUUGUUUUCGACUGACGUACACUUUUUAACUAUGAUUCAUUAUACAGUUACGUUUUAACAGAGCUGAAUGAAAAUAUAGCAAUUCGUAGUUAAAAUUGUUGAAUGCAAUUAUUAAUUGAAUUUUAUAAUCAUUUUUUUUUAAAUAUGUUCUAAUAUUGUCUAAUUUGUCGGAUAUAAUCUUGCCUAUAAUAUUUGGAGAAAAUUUCAAAAAUUACGAA